Messenger RNA from Penicillium concentricum, 525 nucleotides. RefSeq lists its product as uncharacterized. NCBI's taxonomy places the organism in Eukaryota, Fungi, Ascomycota, Eurotiomycetes, Eurotiales, Aspergillaceae. Bases 1 to 525 code for a protein of 174 amino acids. The transcript has 2 exons. The record is from RefSeq and is a predicted model, not a curated record.
AUGAUGCAGUUAUUACUCUAUAAUCACGUGGACUAUAUGGAAUACUCCACCGAUGCAUCUGCUUCGAAAGCUAGUAAAAAGGACGACAAGCCCUCUACCAACACUCCUUCCCCGACAGGACCCCAGUAUGAUAGUGUCUGGUAUUCACCACCACUAGACGAUCCCAGCGUAGGGUCACGGAAGAACUAUCACGAAAAACGCGUGGCUCUCCGUUCGUUGAAGUCUGUCAAGGAUCGUAUCGACCAUGACAUUGCGAAAGUUGCUGGGUUCCUUACCGAGACUGGUCAUAUGGAUUCUAGUGAUGAUGAAGACGAUUCUGGUGCUGAAAAUGUGUUUUCUGGAUUCAAGCUUAUAAAGGUGGGGACAGAGGCUGAAUGGGAAAAAGGGGAUGAGGAAGAGGACGAAGAAGACGAACAGGACGAUGACGUUGAGGGUAGGGAACAGAACGGAGAUGGAUCACAUGAAGAAGACCCAGACGAAGAGGAGCUCAUGGAGGGAGAAGAGGAAGAUGAGCGAGACGAGUAA